AUGUCAAAUUUAGAAAAACGUCAUUUUUACCUGAACGUUACUGAUAGAAACACAUUUAUUGAUGGCGAUGAUUUGAAGGCAAAUAUUAUCCAUCAUCUGUCACGAGUAAAUUCAUUUGUAUUUAAUAUUAAAUCGUGCAAUAGUCGUUAUAAUGAAAUUGAUUUGUCACGAAAUGAAGAUAUUCAACAAUCCUUUCAAGAUUUCAAAUAUAAUCGAAUUAUUUCGUGUGUUGAUCAUUUUCAAGGAAGCAGUUAUGAUCAAUGUGGACUAUUUAAAUGUGUUUAUGCGGUAUCAUUAUUUGAUAAACGUCCAUUCGAACAUGAUUUUUCUCUUCAAAUUUUUCAAUUAUUUCCAUUUAUGAAAAAUUUAACUAUAAACCGUCGUAAAGCGCAAACAAAUGAACGACGUAGAAAAUCAAAAAAUGAUGAUGAAAAUGUAUCAAUUGUUAAUUACUAUAAUCUUACUGAACUUCAGUUUUUUCAAGCUCACGAAGAUUAUCUUUACUUAAUACAAAAACAUGCUUUCUAA
Messenger RNA from Rotaria socialis, 528 nucleotides. Lineage: Eukaryota; Metazoa; Rotifera; Eurotatoria; Philodinida; Philodinidae. The record is from the annotation of a GenBank genome assembly.